Messenger RNA from Loxodonta africana (African savanna elephant), 1518 nucleotides. RefSeq names its product olfactory receptor 10X1-like. Gene Ontology annotation, molecular function: olfactory receptor activity; G protein-coupled receptor activity. Bases 595 to 1518 code for a protein of 307 amino acids. Gene Ontology annotation, cellular component: membrane. The transcript has a single exon. NCBI's taxonomy places the organism in Eukaryota, Metazoa, Chordata, Mammalia, Proboscidea, Elephantidae. The record is from RefSeq and is a predicted model, not a curated record. Gene Ontology annotation, biological process: G protein-coupled receptor signaling pathway.
UGCUCUUAACUCUCCUUUACAAUUUCAGAACCUAAAUGUCUUUUCCAGGAAGACAUAAUCUCUUUGGGCUGCACUAAUGAUUAUAAGCCAUUGUCCAAACUAGAUUCCAAAAUUACUAGGAAAUAAACUUUCAACUUUCACUCAGUUGAUAUUUCCGAACCGUGUAUUUUUUUAGAUGUUGCUGUUUCAGGUCCUGACUCUGUAAAUUACCCAGUGGGGAGGGUUUUCAGAGUUUCAGGAUAUAAUCCAAAUCGGGCUCUCCAAGUAUACCCGAAUUUCCUUCAACUAGACAAAAUUUGGGGUGUUUUUUUUUCCUUGAACACAAACCUUUUUAGAAAUUGGCCACAGCAAUCUUUCUGGCACUUAGUACACAAUCCAUAACAUGUUGCUGAGAAAAUGAAGACAUUAAUGAAGGGAAACACAUCACCUAUGUAAACAUGGGACUUUGCUAAACUAAAUUAAAAGUCAGUUGGUAGUUGGAAUUCUCUAAUGAUUUGUCUUAAUAACGUCAAAAUUUCUAUUUGAUGAUAUCCAAGAGUAAUGGAGAGUUGAUGGUUUAUUUGUUGUUUCUUUCAGAUUGAAGACAUUCAAACUAUGCAGAUCAACCAGACAAUAGUGAAGGAAUUCACCCUCAUUGGUUUUUCUCUUUACCCAGAUGCACAGAUAUUACUAUUUGUGGUCUUCUUUUGCCUUUACCUUCUCACCCUAAGGGGUAAUCUGACCAUCAUGGGUCUAACCUGGGUGGACAGAGCCCUUCACACCCCUAUGUACAUCUUCCUGAGUGCACUCUCCUUUUCUGAGACUUGCUACACAUUGAGCAUCAUCCCCAAAAUGCUGGCAGAUCUACUGGCCAAGAAGAGAAGCGUCUUGGUCUUAGGUUGUGGCAUACAGAUGUAUUUCUUCUUAGGACUUGGAGGCACUAACUGUGCCAUCCUCACUUUAAUGGGGUAUGAUCGCUUUCUGGCCAUCUGCAACCCUCUCAGGUAUCCACUGCUUAUGACCCACGUCCUAUGUGGGGAACUUGUGGCCUCUGCUUGGGCUGGAGGCUUCUUUGUAUCUCUGAUAGAGACAGCAUUGAUAUUCAGAGACUUUUUCUGCAGUCCCAACCUUGUCAAACACUUCUUCUGCCAUAUGCGUGCAGUGGUGAGAUUGUCCUGUUUAGACAGCAACCUCACAGAAUUCAUUGUAACAUUGAUCUCAGUAUCAGGUUUGCUCGGUACCUUUCUACUCAUUAUCCUCAGUUAUGUCUUCAUUCUUUCCACUAUCCUACAGAUUCCUUCAGCUGAGGGCAAGCAGAAGGCAUUUUCCACCUGUGCCUCCCACCUCACAGUGGUCAUAAUCCAUUUUGGUUUUGCAUCUAUUGUUUACUUGAAGCCAGAGGGUUCACGAAGAGAUGACACACUCAUAGCUGUCCCUUACACUGUUAUUACUCCUUUCCUCAGCCCCCUCAUUUUCAGCCUCAGGAAUAAGGACAUGAAGAAUGCUUUUGUAAAGGUGGUGGGAAAGAUAGUAAGCUAG